GAGAAGAAGGGUGAAGCAAGCUCGCAGCAAGGCAGCAAGGUGAAGACCACAAAGACUGAUGUCACUAAGAUGGCAUCGGAUAUGGCGGUUCUCAAGAAGCAACUUGAGGACAUGCGAGGUAUCAGGUACGAUAUCGCGUCCCUAAAAGGAUCGAUUUCGAACCUAAAGACACCCACGGCUAGGCAGUUCGUAUCACCGCGUCAGAUGAUGACCAAUGGCAAGACUCCUACGAAGAGGUCUACUCCGAAUCCUAUCGGUGUUGGACCCAGCUGCAUUAGCCGGAAGAAGCCAGUGCGUGGAAACGAUCCACGAAAGAGCGCCGCUCGUACAAAAGCUCGCAGGAGGAUACUUCAAGGGAAGCAGAUCUCGGAAGAUAUGAUGGCGGCCCUACAGAUGGAAGAUCUGAAGCAACUAUGCUCGAUGCAUAACGUUCGGUACAGAGGGAUGCCACAAGCACGUGUGGCAUUAAGGAAGAUACCCGGCCUUAUCGUCUCCGAUACUGAGGAUCUGCCAAACCGAUCCGCUACUGGUGAAGAGGUUCAGGGAGCAAAUAUGGAGGAUGCACAAUCAGUUGAAUCCGAAUCAGAAGAAGAGGAUGAUGACUCCUCUGAGGAGGCUGAGUACUUUGAAGGACCCGAGGCAUCGAAGGAUGUACAGCCAAGUGCGCACUAGCGUCUUGAGUCGAGCUUCACAAGCUUACAACCC
Messenger RNA from Chara braunii, 705 nucleotides. NCBI's taxonomy places the organism in Eukaryota, Viridiplantae, Streptophyta, Charophyceae, Charales, Characeae. The record is from the annotation of a GenBank genome assembly.